Molecule: messenger RNA, 1134 nt
Organism: Limanda limanda (common dab)
Lineage: Eukaryota; Metazoa; Chordata; Actinopteri; Pleuronectiformes; Pleuronectidae
Exons: 7
Coding region: 1-1134 (377 amino acids)
Biological process (GO): response to bacterium
Source: RefSeq, a predicted model, not a curated record
AUGGUGCGGAGCUUGGUGUUGGGAACCCAAAGGAGCGAGCUACUUGUAGAUCUGAGGAUGCGGGUGGAGGUGUGCGGAGUGAUGAGGUCUUGUAGCAUAACAGUGGAAGGACAUCCUAUGUUUGCUGAUGACACGACUGAGGGGGAGCAUGUAAAUAAUGAAGAGGAUGGGGCCGAGGACCGACCCUUGCGGAACACCACAGGAGACAGGGAGCAGUCUGUCAGAGGAAGCGCAUUCGAUCAGAUCUUUGAGACAAAGACUGUUGAUGUCGGAGAUGAAGUGAAGUUGACGUGCAGCCGCCAGAAGACCAAUUUUGGAGGCAAACUUUUUUGGAUCAGGCUUGUUUAUGGAAACUUGCCUGAAUUCUUGGGAGGAACACAUUAUUUCGAUAAUUACUCUGUUGUAAAUAAGACUCCUCACUUUACAGUCAAACAAGAGCCUGGAAGCUUUGUUCUGUACAUUAACAAAGCAGAGCCGAGUGAUGCUGGAGUUUACUACUGCAUAGAACAAAAAACACUUGACAUGAAAUUAUUGAUUGGAACAUUUCUGAAAAUUAAAGGACCAGAACCUGAUAUAAUUGCCGUCAUUCAAGUCCGUCCAUCUGACCCGGUCAGUUCAGGAGACUCUGUGACUCUGCAGUGUUCCGUCCUGUCCGGCUCUGACAACCACACAUGUCCAAGAUAUGACAAGCUGUACUGGUUCAGAGCUGAUGAAUCUCAUCCCAGUUUAGUUUAUGUUCAUGGAAGUAGUGGUGAUGAAUGUGACGGGAUCCUUGAAGCUCACUCACCCCACAGAUGUGUCUUCAAUUUCUGUAAGAGUUUUAGUUCCCCUGAUUCUGGGACUUAUUACUGCGCUGUGGUCACAUGUGGAGAGAUUUUAUUUGGACAAGGAAUAAAACUGGAAAAUGAAGCACUCAACAUGUGGGAUGUACAGAAGGCCAAUACACUGGAGUUUCUUUACAAACAGAGGCUGCAGCAGUCGGUGGUCAUCCGCCAAAGACACGAGGACUCAUUGGUUUAUUCUGCACCAACCUUCAGCAAGAGGAAGGCUGGCAAAACAACCGGGAGAAGGAAUGUAAAACCUGCAGAUGAAGAAACUGUCUACUCUGAUGUCAGAGCUUAUGCGAUAGAUUAA